CGAACCAAAAGGAUGUCUCUCAGAUUCUAAAAUGCAUUUACCGUUACCACUUACCAGACCCCUUCCUUCCCUUUCCGGUCGCUGCACUCAUUGACGCUUAAACUGACUGCAAACAAACAUCGAACACUAAUCUAUUAUAGUUUCUAGAUCUCAAUUCUCAUCGCAAAACUCAGCAAACGUGAAAAGAAGAAGAGGAACAAAGAGAGGAAUCUUUCUUAAUUGUCGCUUGAUUUCAUAAUCGGAUUGGUCUGCCCUUCCUUCUCGGCUGGUAAAUCAUCAGAAGGUACAUACGUUCACCAUCUAGUCAUCUGCGGUCUACCCUUCUUCUCUGAAUCCAUCUCCCCCUUUCUCUCGUAAGAUUUAUGCGAAUCUGGAUUUUACUCUUUCCAUUUCGGUGAAUUGGGUUUGCCUUCGGUUCUAGGCUUUUAGCUCUAGUCUCUGAGUGGUCUUCCCUGGAAUAUGAAUUGUCGCGGGGGAUGUAUAUGGAAAACGUUAGUCGGUUCGAAUGCACGCGAAUUGGAGAGGGGAAUGUUUGGUUCAGCUUCCACUUUUGUAAAGGUGGAAACUUUACGGAUUACAACUGGUUGCUAGGCCGGAGAUGCAUGUUCAUGAACCCUCUUGAUUAGGUUAUGGCCUGGCCCCUUAAAAUGAUUGUGAUGUCCUUGCAGACUACUUGCUAGCCUGCGGUUCUUAUACAAAUCCAUUGUAAAAGGAGGGACGUUUUGCCUAGUGUUGAGGGUUUCUGGCCUUACUCUGAAAUGGAUUUUGCCUGAUACCAAUAUCCGACUUAUUGUUAGUCCUUAGGUAUGAUGAUUGAGGAUUUCCCAACUGAUCGGAGUUGGAAAUGAUUUGUGAACUGGGAAACCUUUAAAAUGAGAUAUGCUGCGUUAAUUUUUAGAUGAUAUCCGAGUAAUCAAGUGAAUGGCUUGCUUCAAAUUAUCGUUUCCAGUUUUAGUGGCCUUUGAUUGCAGGAGCUUGGUUGUCAACCAUUGCUAAUCAAUUGUUCUGUUCUUGAAUGCACCAGCAGCGCAUUACUUAGGACCAAGAGUUCGCUGAAGGCAUAUAUGCUAUCAUGGAGUCUGAGAGGGAAGAUUUCAACCUCUCAGGACCCUUGCACUUAACUUUUAUUGAUUGGUCUAAUGCACACCAUCGAAGAUCCGUCGCAGCCAGUUUAGUCCAAGGCGUCUACAUUCUAGAACGAGACCGCCAGCUCAAACGCCAACAUCCAAUCGCCCUUGCACCACCGUGGUGGGAGUUUUUCCACUUCAAGUUGCUCCGGCAGCUGGUAGACGAUGCUGAUCAGUGCACCUUCGGCGCCAUCUACGAGUACAGACUACCAACGCCUCAUGGCCACCAGUCUCUCGAUGCAAGCCCACGUUAUGUGAUCGCCUUCCGGGGGACCCUAACCAAGCCUGAAUCUUUCGCACGAGACGUCGAGCUUGACCUCCACAUCAUCAGAAACGGGCUCCACGAGACAUCCCGCUUCGAGAUAGCAAUUCAAGCAGUACGUAACAUGGUGGCUGCCGUAGGGGACUCCAAUGUCUGGCUGGCUGGACACUCCCUAGGAGCAGCCAUGGCAAUGCUGGCAGGGAAAACCAUGGCCAAGAAUGGAACUUUUGUCCCAGCAUUUCUCUUCAACUCGCCAUUCCUCUCUGCCCCCAUCGAGAGGAUCAAGGACAAGCGAGUGAAGCAUGGGAUUCGGAUCGCCAGCAGCGUGAUCACUGCAGGCCUUGCAUUCGCUUCCAAGAGGAACUACAACAACCAGCAAGCAGACAGUCGAUCUGUGGCUACUGAUCCCUUUGCAGCUCUCUCGUCGUGGGUCCCCUGUGUGUUUGUCAAUCCAGGGGACCCCAUAUGCUCGGAGUACGUGGGGUACUUCGAGCAUAGAAAGAAGAUGGACGAGAUUGGGAUUGGAGCGAUUGAGAAGCUGGCGACUCAGAACUCGCUGGGCGGGCUGCUGAUGAGUGCAAUGGGGAGGGAUUCGGAGGCGUUGCACCUUAUCCCGUCGGCAGUGCUGGCUGUGAACUUGAGCCCUGCGCAGGAUUUCAAGGAAGCUCAUGGGAUUCAUCAGUGGUGGAGGCCUGAUUUGCAGCUGCAAUCCAACAUUUACAAGUACACCUAGACUUGUUGGUUGUGUCUGGUAGAAUUUGUGUCACAUUUGAUUCUUUUAUUGAUUCAUUUUCCUUUUCUUGCCCACAUUUAAUCUGAUCAUCCAUUGUGCAUAUGUGUUGUUUGGAUUUGGAGCUCCAAAGAAACUGGAUUUGUAUGGUCUGAUUCUGAUGGUUGUGUUACGAAUCUGUCAUUCUGCAAGUUGUGUAGAAAGCGAUUUGCAUGGUUCCUAUACAAAUCCCUCCAUUUUCAAUUUGGUUAGCAGUGUGAAAAUGGUUUUGAGUUCUGGGAUCAAUGAAUUGUUUAAGUUAGUCACCUGUUAAGUGGCUUUGUAAAUAAUUACCAUCAUCUGCAUUUAAUGAUAUUUUGAACAGUCAUUAGAAAAUGUGGUAAUGGAAGGGAAGGACAAGAGAGCUCGAAUCCCUAGGAUGGUGGAGCCAUGAUUCAUGAAAUAUCGGGCCUUUGCCGGAGCCAGGAUUCCUGAACUGCUCUCUCUGCCACGCCUGUAAUUUCGUAACCGGUGCGGUGUCCCAAAAAUGGUCGGGCGGUGGGUCCCGCCAUGUCAAGUGGUAAAAAUCAAAAGUCCACAAUGGGAGGUGGCAGAGACAGCUCACUUGUUAUAGCUAGCACUCACUUUCUCACUGCCUCUGCUUUUACCCUCGGUUAAAAAAAAAAUAAAUUGUUUACUCUCCACAACAUUAUAGAUAAAUUUAAAGUCAACAA
Molecule: messenger RNA, 2832 nt
Organism: Linum trigynum
Lineage: Eukaryota; Viridiplantae; Streptophyta; Magnoliopsida; Malpighiales; Linaceae
Source: the annotation of a GenBank genome assembly